UAUGUUAAUAUGUUAGUGUUUUUGUAAGUUCUGGGUGCUAUUGAAUCAGGCGAACGAGUCAGUCGGCAUUUAUUAAUAUACAAGUAUGUUGGUGUUUGUUUUGCUGCUAUGCGCUGUUGGAGAGUCGUACACAGAUGUCGUCGGAGCAUCUGAGCCAAUUCCUUUCUCUGGGGAGCGGGAUCAGCUGUUUCCGUCGUCUGCCGAUUUAAUAGCAAGUUUCCGGAACGAAAAACCAACUGCUCCAGAACUACCAGCUGUUAUCCCAUUCAGUUCCGAUGCACCGAGUAAACGAGAAACAGCUCUUCAUUCUAACACAGAUUCAGACACGCCACCUCAUCCGGUACUCAACCGAUCUAUGCACCUACGUGUGGAACUGUUGUUGCCUGAUUUGACCAGGAGCUUCGAAGUUGAAUACCACGCAGAGUCAAACACAGCGCGCACUACAGUGGAGAACUCGUCCAUCAUCUACCGGAAUCCGGAUGGGCAGGGCCACAUUCAAUUCCUUAAGGUUGAAAUAGACACCACAGGCGGAACACCAGUUCGCCAUUGCACAAAAUCCCCCUCACUCCCCGUUAGCCCUGCGGAUAACGCCAUCCCUGGAUUACCUAAUUUGGAGCCCUUCAAGUUUGAGGGCUACAAAACAGAAGAAGGCCGGCUGGUGGAGCACUGGCAAAACUUGCUAGUCGGCAAGCCGGGCGACUACGGCGCCGCUCGUGGCGAAGCUUUGAACUACACGCACGACUUCUACGUUUACAGAGAGGGAGAGGAUGCCGUGCCAAUCAGAUACAAAGUGACAACGGACAGCUCAGUACUCGGCGCCGGUAGCGACACCUACACGCACCGCUACACGGUACUCCCUCCCCCCACCGCCCCCCUCAUGCCUGACGUGACACUCUGCGAUGAUGUGCAGGAAUACCAAGAUGGCCGCCGCCGCAGAGCAAUAUCGCUCAGUAGGGAAGAGUUCAUUUGGCUGAUCAACGCUAAUAAGGAGAAAGUUAUUGAAAAUAAUAAUAACGAUUUUAAGCAGAAAUUACCGGAAAUCGUUUGGUCGUACUAAAUUACAAUAGGUAUUUACUUAAGUCUCAUUUUACACAAACUUUAGCCAUAGAUAAACUAACUAUAAAACUAACAUAAGAUCUCUAAUAAAUCAAUAUUUUUGUCGAAAA
Molecule: messenger RNA, 1166 nt
Organism: Leguminivora glycinivorella
Lineage: Eukaryota; Metazoa; Arthropoda; Insecta; Lepidoptera; Tortricidae
Exons: 8
Coding region: 86-1057 (323 amino acids)
Source: RefSeq, a predicted model, not a curated record